Fopius arisanus is the source of this 1887-nucleotide messenger RNA. RefSeq names its product succinyl-CoA ligase [ADP-forming] subunit beta, mitochondrial. The transcript has 4 exons. Gene Ontology annotation, cellular component: succinate-CoA ligase complex; mitochondrion. The record is from RefSeq and is a predicted model, not a curated record. The coding region runs from base 44 to 1393 and encodes 449 amino acids. NCBI's taxonomy places the organism in Eukaryota, Metazoa, Arthropoda, Insecta, Hymenoptera, Braconidae. Gene Ontology annotation, molecular function: metal ion binding; ATP binding; succinate-CoA ligase (ADP-forming) activity. Gene Ontology annotation, biological process: succinyl-CoA metabolic process; tricarboxylic acid cycle.
GAGAGAUUGACAAUCCGCAGUCCAUUGCCAUCGGCGUAGAAAGAUGGCUACCAUGUUGUCCCGGACGAUAUCAAUUGCCGAGAAUUUGGCACGUUUUAACGGCUCGAAGAUUUUAGCGUGCAAAAAUGGUAUAGGAAAGCAGUCGGUGAGGAAUUUAAAUGUCCAUGAGCACAUAAGUUACAGUCUUCUCAAUGAAGCUGGAAUUCCCACCCCGAAAUUCGGAGUUGCCAAAACUCCAGAAGAGGCAGCAAAAUUUGCUGCUGACCUCAAUACCAAGGAUAUCGUGCUGAAGGCGCAGGUGUUGGCUGGUGGCCGGGGCAAAGGACACUUCAAGGACAGCAGUGUUCCCGGUGUUAAAAUGUGUGAAACACCUGAAGAGGCUAAAGCCCUUGCUGCCCAGAUGCUAGGAAAAUUAUUGAUAACUAAACAGACUGGUGAGGGUGGUAGAAUAUGCAAUGCUGUGAUGGUGGCACAGAGGAUGUUCCCCAGGAAAGAGUAUUACCUCGCUGUCAUGAUGGAACGAGCAUUCGGUGGUCCUGUGAUAAUAGCUUCCAGUCAGGGAGGUGUCAACAUCGAGGAGGUAGCAGCUACGAAUCCCAGUGCCAUAAUGUACGAGCCAAUUGACAUUCAGAAAGGCAUCACUAAAGAUCAAGCUGAACGCAUAGCUGAGAAACUGGGUCUUGGCAAUGUCAAGGACUACAUUGGUAAAAUAAUUCUCAAUCUCUACGACAUGUUCUUGAAGAAGGAUGCCCUUUUGCUGGAGGUCAAUCCACUGGCUGAGGAUAUCCAGGGCAAUUAUUUUGCAUUAGAUUGCAAAUGUCGGUUUGACGACAAUGCCGAAUUCAGACAGAAACAAUUAUUUGGCCUACGUGAUUGGAGCCAAGAAGACCCCAAGGAAGUGGAAGCAGCCAAGUUCGAUCUCAACUACAUUGCACUCGAUGGCAAUAUCGGUUGCAUGGUGAAUGGAGCUGGUCUUGCUAUGGCAACCAUGGAUAUUAUUAAACUCCACGGUGGUGAGCCCGCCAACUUCCUGGAUGUCGGUGGUGGUGCCACAGCUUCAGCUGUCAAGGAAGCCUUCAAAAUUAUUACUUCAGACCCUGGGGUUCAUGCACUACUUGUCAACAUCUUCGGUGGAAUCAUGAGGUGUGACGUCAUCGCUGAGGGUAUCAUUGCUGCGACCAAGGAGCUCGAUCUCAAAAUUCCAGUUGUCGUUCGGUUACAGGGAACAAACGUAGACGAGGCGAAAGCUCUGAUCGCAAAUGCCGGGUUGAAGAUAGUCCCAGUGGAUGACCUUGACGAGGCGGCCCGUGUAGCAGUGAAGCUAUCAACAAUUGUCAAACUCGCUCACUCGGCAAAUCUAAGUGUCAACUUCGAGAUUCCCCCGAUCUCGUAGAUUCCAUUAAACAAAUUAACUCAAUUCUGUUCGUAUCCAUUUAGACAGUCGCCAAAAAAAAAAAAACAAUGGAAACAAAAUUAUAUAUGACUGCACUCACGCGUGUCAAUGGACACAUCAAAGGUGUUCAAAUGGAAAGGAAAAAAAAAACGUUUGAAAGUGAUGUAAAGUAACAUCAACUUGCUGAUUAUUUUCUCAAUAUCGCGUCUCUGCUUCUCUGUCGAUUUUACCUCUCUAAAUAUUUAUGAUAAUUAUUAAAAACAGGAGGAAUGCGGUUGACGUAUGUUAUGCGAUGAUGCACAUGUAGCUAGUACAAUUCAUUAAACAAAAUCUGAGGAAGUGAUAACAAUGCUGAGCAUUGGACUUCGCUGAUUCACAUUGAAGUGCAGGCAAAAUUAUUAUGGAUAGAGUGUGGAUUCGUUUUACCUUGAACCAUUGACCCUCUCACUUUUUUGUAAUACCUUUGGGUUGCAUGUCUAAAUAACAAACAACAA